Messenger RNA from Limulus polyphemus (Atlantic horseshoe crab), 2245 nucleotides. Its product is annotated as threonylcarbamoyladenosine tRNA methylthiotransferase-like. Bases 206 to 1927 code for a protein of 573 amino acids. Gene Ontology annotation, cellular component: endoplasmic reticulum. The transcript is spliced from 13 exons. The record is from RefSeq and is a predicted model, not a curated record. Gene Ontology annotation, biological process: tRNA methylthiolation. NCBI's taxonomy places the organism in Eukaryota, Metazoa, Arthropoda, Merostomata, Xiphosura, Limulidae. Gene Ontology annotation, molecular function: tRNA (N(6)-L-threonylcarbamoyladenosine(37)-C(2))-methylthiotransferase activity; 4 iron, 4 sulfur cluster binding.
GGGCGCUCUUUCGUUGUUAAUAUUGUGCGAGAGUAUGAAUAAGUAGUGUUAAUUUCACUAUGUAGUAUUAUUUGUUUCAAUAUUUGUAUUUUAAAUUACAGAGAUAUUUAAGGGUGAUUAACUUAUGGAAUGAGUUGCAAUUGGCAGUAGUGGAGGGCAGGAGCUUUCAGAAGUAUAAGAGGUGAAACCAAGAUCACUGGAUAAUAUGGUUGGAUCCUGCAAUACAGACAUUGAAGACAUUGAAGAUUUGGGUCAGAACUCCCAUGGAAGUAUUGAAGUGAUUACAUCAAGACGUGAUCAUCUUGUUCCGAGGGUUAGAAAGAAGAAGAGAGAAGACGUUCCAUUCCAAGAACAGAAAGUCAUUGCUGACAGUUUCAUACCUGGAACACAGAGCAUCUACGUGAAAACAUGGGGCUGUGCCCACAACAAUUCUGACAGUGAGUACAUGGCAGGUCUUCUUGCUUUCAAUGGAUACAAAGUGAUUGAUGAUCCUGCCAUGGCUGACCUUUGGCUACUCAACAGCUGCACAGUAAAAGGCCCAGCAGAGGAUCACUUUCGUAAUGCUGUUAUGUCAGGCUUAGAGAGAGGAAAACAUGUGGUAGUGGCAGGCUGUGUACCUCAGGCAGCUCCUCGUGCCAGCUACCUUAAAGGGUUAAGUGUGGUGGGAGUUCAGCAGAUUGAUAGAGUAGUGGAAGUUGUAGAGGAAACACUUAAAGGUCAUACUGUACGGCUUUUGGGCUCAAAGAAAGAAGGAGGGCGUAAAGGAGGUGGGGCAUCUCUAGCUUUGCCUAAAAUCAGAAAAAACCCAUUGAUAGAGAUUAUCCCCAUUAACACUGGGUGUCUUAAUCAGUGUACGUACUGUAAGACCAAGCAUGCUAGAGGUGAAUUAGGGAGUUACACUAUUGAGGAGAUUGUGACAAGAGCUGAACGAGCUUUUAAAGAGGGUGUAAGAGAGAUAUGGCUGACUUCAGAAGACACUGGAGCUUAUGGUCGAGACAUUGGUGUGACCCUUCCUCAGCUACUCUAUCGACUGGAGGAAGUAAUUCCUGAAGGUUGCAUGCUUCGACUUGGAAUGACAAACCCACCCUAUAUCCUGGAACAUCUUGAGGAUAUCGCCAAAAUUAUGGCUAGCCCUCGAGUAUAUGCUUUUUUGCAUGUCCCGGUCCAGUCGGGGAGUGAUGCAGUGUUGGCUGACAUGAAACGAGAAUAUUGUGUUGCUGACUUCAAACAUGUUGUUGAUUUUCUGAGGGACAGAGUCCCUGAAAUCACCAUAGCAACAGAUGUGAUAUGUGGAUUUCCUACAGAAACAGAAAAGGAUUUUGAAGAGACAAUCAACUUAGUUCAAGAUUACAAGUUCCCAUCCCUCUUUAUCAACCAGUUUUAUCCUCGACCGGGAACACCAGCAGCAAGGUUACCAAGAGUUCCAGCUCAACAAGUGAAACAACGUACUAAGCGAAUCACCGAAGAGUUCAAGUCUCAUCAACCAUACAAGCAGAGGAUAGGGAAGUGUUACACAGUGCUCGUGACAGAGUUAUCUCAUGACAAACAGCACUAUGUUGGACAUAACAAGUCUUAUGAACAAGUUCUUGUUCCUAAAGAAGACCACUACCUGGGGCAACUGGUUGAGGUCCAGAUCAAAGAAGUUGGAAAACAUUAUAUGGUAGGAGAACCAUUAAAAGUUAUUAGCAGGAUGGAUCCAUUUUUACCUCCCCCAUUACCUAUUGGGCAUGUAUCUGGUAACGUGAAAGUUGAUGAUCACAAGGUAAAAACAAGAUCAGUUAUGGACACCGACAGUGACCAUAUGUGUGGACAGUUUAUGCAGUCAUUGGCAUUAAGGUAUAGCUACCUUCCAACUGUUUGGCUUGUGGUCUGUGUUAUCGUCUUGGUGCUUGGUGUGGUAGUCAGACUUCAUGGUAUUUUCUGGUAGGUCUAGAAACUGAUGGUGUUGAUAGUGAAUUCAUUAGUGACUUUAUGCCUUUCAAUCCAACAUGAAUUGGAGAAAUUAUAUAGCCAUGUUUAGGUAUUGAUGACACCAGUCUGACUCAGAUUCUGCAUAACCCCCAGAACAUCUGAAAUGCAUAUAUAGUUUUUUUUUCAGUAUCCAUAAAUACUGUAUUUGAUACCAGCACCUGUACACAUAGGAUCAACAGUUUAAUGUAAGGUUAACAUGUUAAAUGUAAUAUAAUACAAGAAGUCACUGGAAUUAGUUAAAUCAUGAACUAUAUUAAAAUCACCUUAAACUGAA